CAAACCGGCAUGACUCGCAUUGGAGGGAAACACUCUUCAGUAGUAAAACAAACUUGCGUUUUAGCUUCAUAAAUUACAUUAAAAAGCUUACCCUAGGCUAUCAAAUUCUUGUGAAGGUACAUCUAUGUAGUCUCGCUAUAUGAUUAUUCGAAAUGAAAGACUCGAGUUGCCUUAAUCAGCCAUUACAGUACUACUGCACUGCAGGGACAGGCAUGGAGCAAUUUCUUGCGGCGGAGGUGCAAUGUAAAUUGGCCGCGCAUGAUGUCGACCACGUAACAGGAAAGGUGUUUUUCACCACACCUGUGGACAUUGAGAAAGUGGCAGGUCUGAAAUCUGCCGAGAGGCUUUUCCUGCUGCUGAGAAGAGCUCCACCUCUCUCCCAAACUGAGAAUGCAGGGAGAGUGGAAGAUGUUAUACAGGAUCAGAUUGUUGGGCAGCGCAGUCUCUGGACUGAAGGGUUCUCCCAGUGGCGGAGGCUCCGGAAGGUUCUGGAGGGAAUGGAACCCGAGCCGAAGGGACCAGGGCGGGGCAGGAAGAGGAAGCUGGAGCAGGGAGAGAGGCCUGCCUGUGAGGGACUGGAGAGAGCGGAAGAGCGGGCCCCUGGGAUGGAGGGCCAGGGCCCUGACGAGAAGAGGCGGGACCAUGGAGAUGAGAGACGGGAAUCUGGUGUGGAGGGGAGGAACUCAGUGGUAGAAAGGCGGGACUCUGGGGAGAAGAGGCAUGGCCGUGGGUUGAAAGGGCAGGACUCAGGGGUGGAUGGGCGUGGUUCUGGGGUGGAGGGGCGGGACUCAGGGGUGGAUGGGCCGGGCUCUGGGGUGGAGGGGCGGGAUUCUGGGGUGGAUGGGCGGGACUCUGUGGUUGAGGGGCGGGGCUCAGGGGUGGAUGGCCAGGACUCUGGGGUGGAGGGGCGGGGCUUAGGGCUGGAGGCGGCCAUGACCGGGCCCUCUCGGGGGGAAGCUCCGCCCAGCAGCGAGCGCUCCUCAGAGGAAGGGGGCGUCUCGGAGCCCCAGCCUGCCCCAGUGUCCUUCAGAGUGUGCUGCCGCUCUAGUGGAUCUGCCGCCCGCAUGCUCAGCUGCCAGGACCUUGGCAGGGUUAUCGGGGUGGCCCUCAGCAAACAGCUGGGAUGGACCGUAAACCUGAGGGAGCCUGAUCUGGAGGUCAGUGUACAUUUGAGCCAAGACCACUGUGUGGUCGGCCUGCCGCUGUUGAGAUCCCCUUUAGCCAGUCGCAGCUACAUCAAAACAACCGGGCUCCGCUCCACUGUUGCCUGGGCGAUGGCCUCACUCGCUGAAAUCAAGCCAGGGUCUUGUGUCCUGGAUCCCAUGUGUGGAGUGGGAACUAUCCUCUUAGAGGCUGCACAGGAGUGUCCAAACUCCUUUUUCCUGGGAAUGGAUCUUGAUGAAUUACAGCUAGCGAAAGCCAGUGAUAAUGUGCAAUUUGCAAAACUCACUGAAAGAGUUGAAGUGAUUAAAUCAUCAGUUAUGGCAAUUCCUGUGCCUUCAGACAGCAUGGAUGCUGUCAUUUGCGAUAUUCCAUUUGGGAGGAAAUUUGGCAAGAAAUCUGACAUGGCAGCAUGUCUACCAGCUAUUGUGAAAGAAAUGGAGAGGGUGCUUUGUGUGGGCGGCGCUCUGGUGCUGCUCCUCAGUCCUGCCCUCGCUGCUGUUCUGAAGAGGAGCUGCCGCCCCCAGCCUGCCACUCCUGUGAGCCGCCCGGGAGAGACCCCGCCCUCCCUCCUCUUCCCAACGCUAGAGCUCCAGAGCAGCCACCGAGUGAGUCUGGGCACGUCUGACGCGCUCAUCCACAAAUACAGAAAGGUUGGCAGUGGAGUGUAAUGGGUUGGGAGUUGGACUCGUAGCCUAAAAGUCCCUGGUUCGAUGCCCAGCUUGGGAAAGGAGGGUCUGUCUCCGACGCAGCAGAUGCUAAACUGUUUAUAUGCUGGCCACAUAAAACUGUACUUUCUACAUUUUGUUGUCUUCCUUUCAUUUAGUUUUGACAACAUAAGUUGUGGACAUUCAAAGGUGAUGGCGGAAAAUCUCUGCCCCUACUGAAGAGUCGGUUUGCCCUGUCGGUGUAGGAUACGGUGUGUACAUAUUAAAUGACAUCCAGUGAAAACUACAGUCACCUGCAAGUUUAACUUAAUCUAAAAUCUUCAGGCACAGACUCUCAGAAAAGGACAUGGCUGAUGUAAAGCGUUGUUUCUGAUGUGCAUGAAGGCCUGCCGGUCAGUGCUGAUACAUGUUACUGCUGGAAUAGAUACAGCUUUUGGUUCCACUGGGAAAUGGCUUCUUCUUUUUCUCUUAUUUUUUUUCUUUGUUUGUGCCAGUCUAUUUUCUGUCAUGACUGCAAGUUUUUGGAGCAGAGGAUUAAAGUGUGAUACCAUAGAGCCACCUUGUGGCCAAACUGAAUUAAAGCAAGUGUUGCAAAUAAUAUGAUGGGGGUGAUCUCUCCGUAACAAACGUUUACUUUUUUAAUGCAAAAUAAAGCCAUUUACAAAAACUGUA
Conger conger (European conger) is the source of this 2501-nucleotide messenger RNA. It is a transcript of the gene thumpd2, whose product is annotated as THUMP domain containing 2. The coding region runs from base 153 to 1832 and encodes 559 amino acids. Gene Ontology annotation, molecular function: tRNA (guanine) methyltransferase activity; RNA binding. The record is from RefSeq and is a predicted model, not a curated record. Gene Ontology annotation, biological process: tRNA methylation. The transcript is spliced from 10 exons. NCBI's taxonomy places the organism in Eukaryota, Metazoa, Chordata, Actinopteri, Anguilliformes, Congridae.